AUGAAGGCGAAACUAUACUCCAAGAAUAAAGACAAGGAUCAGGACAAGUACGGAGGAGGGGGGAGCUCCCAAAAUAUGAAUGCCUUCAAGAGGCUAUCCUCCAAAGUCCUAGGAGAUUCAAUUAACAAUUUCGAUUUGGGAAAAACUUUGGACAAAAUAGACGAGCAUGUAAAACAGUAUCCCUUUUUGGAUGACCUGGGGAAGAAGUAUGGCAUCAAGCCUUCCUACGUCAUUGUGGGUGUUGGUGUUUUUCUCUUCCUCUCGCUUAUCUUCGGUUGGGGGGCGGCCCUCAUUUGCAACGUCGUUGGUUUUGCUUACCCAGCCUACCAGUCCUUCAAAGCAGUCGAGUCGCAAUGCAAAGACGAAACGAAAUUGUGGCUAACCUACUGGGUGGUGUACUCUCUCUUCUUUUUUUUCGAGUACCUUAUUGAUAUCAUUUUAUUUUGGGUCCCCUUUUACUAUCUGCUCAAGUUACUGUUUCUCCUCUACCUGUAUAUGCCCCAAGUCAGGGGCGCCGAAACGGUGUACAAUUAUAUCAUUCGGCCCAUCCUGUUAAAGCACGAGAAGACGAUCGACAGCACGGUGAAGAAGAUUAGCCAGACGGCUACCAGCCACCUGACGCAGUUCACGGGAAACCUCACGGAGAAGCUCGUGCAGGAGGGGAUUCGCCGGAGAAAUGUAUGA
Messenger RNA from Plasmodium inui San Antonio 1, 684 nucleotides. RefSeq lists its product as hypothetical. NCBI's taxonomy places the organism in Eukaryota, Apicomplexa, Aconoidasida, Haemosporida, Plasmodiidae. The record is from RefSeq and is a predicted model, not a curated record. The transcript is spliced from 2 exons. The coding region runs from base 1 to 684 and encodes 227 amino acids.